This is a messenger RNA of Lineus longissimus, 2021 nucleotides long. RefSeq lists its product as uncharacterized. Gene Ontology annotation, molecular function: oxidoreductase activity. The record is from RefSeq and is a predicted model, not a curated record. The coding region runs from base 52 to 1185 and encodes 377 amino acids. Lineage: Eukaryota; Metazoa; Nemertea; Pilidiophora; Heteronemertea; Lineidae. The transcript is spliced from 4 exons.
AGGCCUUCGAUAUUAAGAACCAUGGCUCACUUUAAUUGAUUGGAUACAAAAAUGUUUCUGCGGCGGGCGCUUCGUUUCUCCAUAAAGGCCGGGAUCAACAACCAUGGGCGUGGUCUCCGGGCCCUCACACAACUUGCUGGCCGACCGGGCAUAGUUGACGAGGAAACGUUCAGGUAUCCUAAACACUUAGGAAGUUACCGAGAUGAUUUACCAUUCGGGAUUAACGGCGACGGCGUAGAGAAGACGAACCUGGAGUCUUAUUCUCGCGACAUCCGUCCGAAAUUAGACCAGUUGCUUCUAAAGCACGGGGGUGUCAUUUUCAAGGGGCUACCAUUGGAUUCCAGUAUUGAGUUUUCCCGGUUCAUUCGGGCCCUUGGCUACGAUGGUAUGGAUUAUGUUGGUGGUGUGGCCUCGCGUUUGAAGAUUGCCGAAGGAGUCAUUGAAGCCAGUACGUACGAAGAACAUGAAGACACGAUGGAACCUCACUGCGAGAUGGCCUACUUCUCCGUAUUUCCUCAUCUCUUUUUCCUCUAUUGUGAAGUCGCCCCAUCAGCGGGUUGCGGGGGAGAAUGCGGGGUGACAGACCAGAGGGAAGUGCUCCUGAAACUGGACCCAGAGGUGGUGGAAAAGUUCAAGAAAAAGGGCGUACGGUACCAUCGCUGCUUGACGAAUAGAGACACCCCCAACCCUCUUCAUGGCUAUGGCUCUUGGCAGUCGUCCCUGAGAACCGACGAUCGCAAGGAAGCCGAGAGGAAACUGGCGGAAGCUGGUCAUCGCCCUGAUCAGUACCAUUGGAACGAGGAUGGCUCUCUGAGAUUUUGGACUACAUCCCAAGUGCUGGUACCACAUUACAAAACAGGCGAGAUGAUGUGGUUCAACCAGGUCGACAGCAUGAAUUGGACCUACUUUAAAAGCAAGACAGGCAAACUCUACGACCUGCUUAAGAAUGAAGACCCUGCCAUGUCUCCCUUCACAACAUACUACGGAGACGGCACAGACAUAGAACCCGAUGUUCUACAGCACAUCAGAGAAGUACAGUGGCGGUGUACCGUCGCCGAACAGCCGCAACAGGGAAAUGUCCUAGCGUUGGACAAUAUGAGAGUUGCACACAGCAAGUUUGGUUACAAGGGUCCGAGGACGAUGCGGGUUGCACUUGCGCGUUGGGCGGACAGCGAUUCGAAAUAGGACUCUGCGUCAAACAACAUGCCAGUGACUGUCGCGGAGAGGUGGUUGGUCGAGGGUGUGUCAAUAUCGACAGGUUGUGCCCGUAUAUAACUCAGUGUACAUGUAUAUUGCUGCUACUAUCGUAAUCUAUAGUUCAGUUUGUAGUAUUAUCCACUCCAGAAGAAUCUGCCGGCGGAAACAGAACAGUGUGGUCUUGUCGGAUCUCUUUCUCCGACAAAUCUGAACAUCAAAUCCUUUCGAUUAUAGUCAGGAAUAGAUCAGCGCAACUUUCCUUUUGUUUAAUGAUUGGCUGAUCGCCACCCCAUGUAUCACCAGAAACAAGGGAGUGUCGGAUCAGAUCUUCAAGAAACUACCAUAAACUGGUGUUUAGGUCGAAUGUUGAAGUUGGCCUACAUUAUGUAGGCCCACUUCAAGAUUCGAGUGAUGCAAUCCAUAACUUGGCAAAGGAAUGUUUGAUAAGGAGUUGACAUCUUAAUCGAGAUGAACCAGGAUUUAGACUAAAGUCCAAAUCACGCUAUUGUGAUUCCGGGCGCCUUCGAUUUAUAAGACAAUGGCAUAUUUUGAUACUAUUGGUAACGAUCCAAACGAUGUACGACAUGUACAUGUACAACGAUACACUCUGAGAGCAUGAUCAUGGUAGAAGAAGACGGGAAUUUUUAUGGCUUCGCGGCGUGACCGGGUGGACCAGAAUUUAGUCCGGUCUCUUGGUUCGUAAGACAAGUCCCGGGUAGGGGCAAACUAAUAUAUUUCCGUUCGUCGUAAUACAUGAAGCUGUAGUGUACAUACUGGAAGAUUGUAGCGAUUCAAUAAAAAUGACGAGAUUCAAGAAUUAACAA